Messenger RNA from Gavia stellata (red-throated loon), 2403 nucleotides. RefSeq names its product TLE family member 1, transcriptional corepressor. The coding region runs from base 1 to 2343 and encodes 780 amino acids. Gene Ontology annotation, biological process: negative regulation of canonical Wnt signaling pathway; regulation of DNA-templated transcription. The transcript has 20 exons. The record is from RefSeq and is a predicted model, not a curated record. Gene Ontology annotation, cellular component: transcription regulator complex; nucleus. Gene Ontology annotation, molecular function: protein binding; transcription corepressor activity. NCBI's taxonomy places the organism in Eukaryota, Metazoa, Chordata, Aves, Gaviiformes, Gaviidae.
AUGUUCCCCCAGAGCCGGCACCCCACCCCGCACCAGGCUGCGGGCCAGCCUUUCAAAUUCACCAUCCCGGAGUCGCUGGACCGCAUCAAGGAGGAGUUCCAGUUCCUCCAGGCGCAGUACCACAGCCUUAAAUUGGAAUGUGAGAAACUGGCAAGCGAAAAGACAGAAAUGCAGAGGCACUAUGUGAUGUAUUAUGAGAUGUCGUAUGGAUUAAACAUUGAAAUGCACAAACAGACAGAAAUCGCCAAGAGAUUGAAUACAAUUUGUGCACAAGUCAUCCCAUUUUUGUCUCAGGAACAUCAGCAGCAAGUGGCCCAAGCUGUAGAACGUGCCAAACAAGUGACCAUGGCUGAACUGAAUGCCAUCAUCGGGGUACGUGGCCUUCCAGGUCUACCUCCUACACAGCAGCAGUUGCAGGCUCAACAUCUCUCCCAUGGCCAUGGACCUCCAGUGCCUCUAACACCACAUCCAUCAGGACUUCAGCCUCCAGGAAUCCCUCCACUCGGAAGCAGUGCUGGCCUUCUUGCCCUUUCUAGUGCUCUGGGUGGGCAGUCUCACUUGGCAAUAAAAGAUGACAAGAAGCAUCACGAUGCAGAACACCACAGAGAGAGAGAGCCGGGCACAAGUAAUUCUCUGUUGGUCCCGGACAGUCUGCGAAGCACAGAUAAACGAAGGAAUGGCCCUGAAUAUACCAAUGACAUCAAAAAGAGAAAGGUGGAUGAUAAGGAUUCCAGCCACUAUGACAGUGAUGGGGACAAGAGUGACGAUAACUUGGUUGUAGAUGUAUCCAAUGAGGAUCCUUCUUCCCCAAGGGCAAGUCCCACUCAUUCACCACGUGAAAACGGUAUAGAUAAAAGCCGCCUGCUGAAGAAAGAUGCCUCUAGCAGUCCAGCAUCUACGGCCUCUUCAGGAAGUUCCACUUCCCUCAAAUCCAAAGAAAUGAGUCUGCAUGAAAAAGCCAGCACGCCUGUUCUGAAAUCCAGCACACCAACUCCUCGAAGUGAUGUGCCAACCCCAGGCACUAGUGCAACUCCAGGACUUCGUCCAGGCCUUGGCAAGCCUCCAACAAUGGACCCUCUGGUUAACCAAGCUGCUGCAGGUUUGCGGACACCGUUGGCAGUACCAGGACCGUACCCUGCUCCAUUUGGAAUGGUACCUCAUGCUGGCAUGAAUGGAGAGUUAACCAGUCCAGGGGCAGCCUAUGCCAGUCUGCACAAUAUGUCACCCCAGAUGAGUGCUGCUGCUGCUGCAGCUGCUGUGGUUGCCUAUGGAAGAUCUCCUAUGGUUGGGUUUGAUCCUCCUCCUCACAUGAGAGUACCUGGAAUCCCUCCAAAUCUAGCAGGGAUUCCUGGGGGAAAACCAGCCUACUCCUUUCACGUUACUGCAGAUGGUCAGAUGCAGCCGGUUCCUUUCCCUCCUGAUGCCCUCAUUGGUCCAGGAAUCCCUCGCCAUGCCCGUCAGAUCAACACUCUGAACCACGGGGAAGUUGUGUGUGCAGUUACCAUCAGCAACCCCACAAGACAUGUGUACACGGGUGGGAAGGGGUGCGUCAAAGUCUGGGACAUCAGCCAGCCUGGCAACAAGAGCCCUGUCUCUCAGCUGGAUUGCCUGAACAGAGAUAACUACAUCCGCUCUUGUAAGUUACUACCUGAUGGAUGCACCCUAAUAGUUGGCGGGGAAGCCAGCACAUUAUCCAUAUGGGACCUGGCAGCACCAACUCCUCGUAUAAAAGCAGAGCUGACAUCCUCAGCCCCUGCCUGCUAUGCUCUGGCUAUCAGCCCUGAUUCCAAGGUGUGCUUUUCCUGCUGCAGUGAUGGGAACAUUGCAGUGUGGGAUCUGCACAAUCAGACGUUGGUCAGGCAAUUCCAGGGCCACACAGAUGGAGCCAGCUGUAUUGACAUUUCCAAUGAUGGUACCAAGCUCUGGACAGGAGGUUUGGAUAACACUGUCAGAUCCUGGGACUUGAGAGAGGGGAGACAGCUACAACAGCAUGACUUCACAUCACAGAUAUUUUCCCUUGGUUAUUGUCCUACUGGUGAAUGGCUAGCUGUGGGAAUGGAGAGCAGCAACGUAGAAGUGCUACAUGUAAAUAAACCAGACAAAUAUCAACUGCACCUUCAUGAGAGUUGUGUAUUGUCACUCAAGUUUGCUUACUGUGGUAAAUGGUUUGUGAGUACUGGGAAAGAUAAUCUUCUUAAUGCAUGGAGAACUCCUUAUGGAGCCAGUAUCUUCCAGUCCAAAGAAUCUUCGUCAGUGCUUAGCUGUGACAUCUCUGUGGAUGAUAAGUACAUAGUCACUGGCUCUGGAGACAAAAAGGCUACAGUCUAUGAAGUUAUCUACUGAAAAAUAUGCUGGGGAUAUAACUUUUAGAAGUUGAACUGGGCCAAAAUUGUUCUUAAUUGU